Molecule: messenger RNA, 500 nt
Organism: Tetranychus urticae (two-spotted spider mite)
Lineage: Eukaryota; Metazoa; Arthropoda; Arachnida; Trombidiformes; Tetranychidae
Biological process (GO): mitochondrial respiratory chain complex IV assembly
Cellular component (GO): mitochondrial intermembrane space
Source: RefSeq, a predicted model, not a curated record
AACCUCACGUGGGUUUCAUCUGCUCUGCUUCUAGACAAAGUCAUCUCCACAGUUACUGUAAACCUUACUCAUUAGAUUGUUGAUCGGUUUUGUUUCUUUCCAUUUCAUAUUAUUUAUUAAUUUAAUAAUCACAAUGUCAAAUCAUUUCAAUAAGGAUCCAGCAAUUGAGAGAAAAGAAGCUGAAGAAGAGCAAGAUGAUCCAGUUACAUUGGCGAUCAAAAAGACUGGAUGUUUACAGUAUCAUUUUGAUGUUCAGGAAUGCAUGUAUGAAAAACGAGAUUGGAGAGCUUGUAAGGAUCAAGUUAGCUUAUUUAAAGAAUGUAUGGCUGAUUACCAGAGGAAAUCUCAGCCUCAAACCUAAUUGAAUUUUUCUUUCACCAUCACAGCGUUUGAAGUUUUUGGUUUCCGUGAAGCCAAUUGUGUAAAAAUUUCUAUUGUAAUAUUGUGUCUAUUAAGAGGCAGAUUGAUAAAAGACAUUAAAUUUAUUGCUUAAAAAAGGA